Molecule: messenger RNA, 3608 nt
Organism: Cololabis saira (Pacific saury)
Lineage: Eukaryota; Metazoa; Chordata; Actinopteri; Beloniformes; Belonidae
Gene: tnni3k
Product: TNNI3 interacting kinase
Exons: 25
Coding region: 97-2604 (835 amino acids)
Biological process (GO): protein phosphorylation; regulation of transcription by RNA polymerase II
Cellular component (GO): nucleus
Molecular function (GO): protein kinase activity; ATP binding; RNA polymerase II-specific DNA-binding transcription factor binding
Source: RefSeq, a predicted model, not a curated record
GACAUAUUCAAUUGUGGCAGAGUGACUGACUGUAUUCCUCCCUUACACUGCUUCACCAAACUACACAGCACAUAGAAAAAGAAAAGGACCUGUUCGAUGGGAAAUUACAAAUCAAGACCGUCUCAGACGUGUACAGAUGAGUGGAAGAAGAAGGUGGCUGAGUCCUACUCUGUAAUCACUGAGAAGCUGGAGGACGACUUCCAUCUUCCCGACAGUCAGCAGGCAGACCUUAAACUUGCUUUCAGCUCGGAUGAGGCGUUUCAGAAGGUGAACGUGAGCUAUCGCACAGAGAAAGGGCUGUCGCUGCUGCAUCUCUGCUGCGUGUGUGGAGGGAGCAGUGCACAUAUGCGAACCCUGAUGCUGAAAGGCCUGCGUCCUUCCAGACUGACCAGGAAUGGUUUCACUGCCCUGCACCUAGCAGCUUACAAGGACAACGCAGAGUUAGUGACCGCCCUUCUCCAUGGCGGGUCUGAUGUACAGCAGCUGGGUUACGGGGCCCUGACGGCUCUGCAUGUUGCCACAUUAGCUGGGCAUCAUGAGGCUGCAGACAUACUCCUACAACACGGUGCUUAUGUCAACGUUCAGGAUGCUGUGUUUUUCACCCCACUGCACAUUGCAUCCUACAGUGGUCACGAGCAGCUGGCAAAGCUCCUGCUGAAGUUUGGGGCAGAUGUGAAUGCGAGUGGGGAAGUGGGUGACCGGCCGCUGCACCUGGCGGCAGCCAAAGGUUUUCUUGGCAUCAUCAAGCUGCUGAUGGGUGAUGGGAGCAAAGCUAAUGUAAAUGCCCAAGACAAUGAAGAUCACGUCCCUCUCCACUUCUGCGCUCGUUUUGGUCAUCAUGAGAUCGCCCGUUUCCUUCUUAUGGGCAACUUUGAAGUGCAGCCUCACUCCGUCAACAUCUAUGGAGACACUCCCUUACACUUGGCCUGCUAUAAUGGCAAAGUUGCAGUUGUGAAGGAGAUAGUACAGUUUUCUGGUGCAGAAAGUCUCUCGAAGGAGAACAUAUUCAGUGAGACUGCACUUCACAGUGCAUGCACCUAUGGAAAAGACAUAGAAAUGGUCAAAUUCUUGCUGAAGCAGAACGGCGUGUGCAUCAACUACCAGGGCAGAGACGGACACACAGCUUUACACAGCGCCUGUUUCCACGGCCACAUCCGCCUAGUACAGUUCUUGCUGGACAACGGGGCAGACAUGAACCUGGUUGCCUGUGACCCCAGCAGGUCCAGCGGAGAGAAAGAUGAGCAGACAGCCCUGAUGUGGGCUUAUGAAAAAGGUCAUGAUGCCAUCGUUACUUUGCUAAAACACUACAAGCGUCCAGAUGAUUCUCCAUGUAAUGAGUACUCUCAGCCAGGAGGGGAUGGAUCCUAUGUUUCUGUCCCAUCUCCUCUUGGAAAAAUUAAGAGCAUGACUAAAGAGAAGGCAGAGGUUCUGGUGCUCAGAGCGAGCCUUCCAUCUCAUUUCCACCUUCAGCUGUCUGAGCUUGAGUUUAAUGAAAUUAUUGGAUCUGGCUCCUUUGGGAAAGUCUACAAAGGCAGAUGCAGAAACAAAGUUGUCGCCAUAAAACGGUAUCGAGCCAAUACGUACUGCUCAAAGUCAGAUGUGGAUAUGUUCUGCAGGGAGGUUUCCAUCCUCUGUCGCCUCAAUCACCCCUGCAUCAUCCAGUUUGAGGGGGCGUGUCUUGAUGACCCCAGUCAGUUUGCUAUAGUCACCCAGUACAUCUCAGGAGGUUCGUUGUUCUCCCUGCUACAUGAGCAGAAGAGGCUUAUCGACCUGCAGUCCAAGCUCAUCAUUGCCAUCGAUGUGGCCAAGGGCAUGGAGUACCUGCACAACCUCACCCAGCCUAUCAUCCACCGGGACCUCAACAGUCACAACAUCCUGCUUUACGAGGAUGGACAUGCAGUGGUUGCUGAUUUUGGAGAAUCCAGAUUUCUACAAUCUGUAAACGAGGAUAACAUGACCAAGCAGCCAGGGAACCUGCGCUGGAUGGCCCCCGAGGUGUUCACACAGUGUACACGCUACUCAGUGAAGGCAGACAUGUUCAGCUACGCCCUCUGUCUGUGGGAGCUGCUCACUGGAGAAAUCCCGUUCGCCCACUUGAAACCUGCUGCUGCUGCAGCAGACAUGGCCUAUCAUCAUGUCCGGCCUCCUAUUGGCUACUCCAUCCCCAAACCCAUCUCUGCGCUCCUUAUGAGAGGCUGGAACUCCUCCCCAGAGGAUAGGCCGGACUUCUCAGAAGUAGUUUCCAACCUGGAGGAAUGUCUGUGCAACGUUGAGCUGAUGUCUCCAGCUUCCAGCAACAGCAGCGGCUCCCUGUCGCCCUGCUCCUCCUCGGACUGCCUGCUGGGGCGAGGAGGACCCGGCCGAAGCCACGUGGCCGCCCUACGCUCUCGCUUUGAACUGGAGUACGCUCUCAACACUCGUGCCUACGCCUUCUGGACUCAGAGCGAGGAUCGCCGAGCUUCUGGUGGCCUCUCGCUGGAGGAACUCAGGAGGAACAUGCAGUUCUCUCCCAUCGAUCGAAACGGGUAUGUUUCUGAUCCCAUGAGCACCAUGAGAUUCCACUCCUCCUUCAGCAGCGGCGGCAGCUUCGAGGACAGUACCUGAACUCACGUGAAGAUUCAAGACCUUUUGUCAUCGUGACCUCAUUCAUUCAGACACCAUUACGUUUUGUAAGAUCAUUGUAAUUAAAAAAAAAAAAAAAGGUGGGACAAGCAUGCGCUUGUCCCACAUGUUCAAGUAUCUUUUUCCCCCUUUCCAUCAUCAUGGUUUUGUAUUUUCUCUUCACAUUUAUAUUUCCAAUUUAGUUUUUGUUUCCAUUUACAUGGUUUGUGUUAAUAUGAAAUACAUAAAUAUAUACAUUUGGAUGGCAAAACAAAAUAGAAAGAAACUGCCAAUAUCCUUUAUUUUAUUUUAUAAUCAACAAAAUCACACAAAAGUGUCAGAUGCACUCAAGGAAGAAGCUUCGCAAAUCCAUCCUACCCCUAAACAUGAGAUUAAUUAACAAUACAUAUUUAACAUUAAAUAUUCCAGUGGAGGUAGUGUUAGGAGCAAGAGUCUUUAGACAUUUCAUGAUUUUAUCACCAACUAAUCAUCAUCCGCCUAAUGCUCGGAUAGUGUCCCUGUACAAUCAUGUCAGCGAGCUGAGUGAAAUGUUCAUUAACAGUUUCAAUUACAGAACUCUGCUGAAAGCUGGAGUGCUUAGAUCCAGUAGGUGGAAAUGUAAAGUGUAAUAGAGGCAAACUAAAGAUGCGGGAGUCUGACACCUAUGAAUUAUUCAGUCAACUCUGAGCGUGACUAGAGGAGUAUCUGUUUACAGCUAAUAGAUGGCAGCAGCUCUACUUGAUACCACACUCAAUCUAUGUGUUGUUGUUACUAACAAUAAGAAGACAUGGUCUGUUGUAAACAUUUUAUGUAAUAGUAGAAAUCUCAUAUUGUUUUUUUGUGAAUUAAGUAUAAAGGCUGUUAAAGGAGCUGUUGUCAUUUAAAUGCAGAGGCACAAAAAACACUUGAAAGCGCAUGUAACUAGUCCUAAUGGAUUCAUACAUUUACAUGUUUGAGAAACAUUUUAUGAUCACUGGAAAUGCUGCUUCUAAUAAAACAAACAUCUG